This is a messenger RNA of Schistosoma spindalis, 1572 nucleotides long. The record is from the annotation of a GenBank genome assembly. Lineage: Eukaryota; Metazoa; Platyhelminthes; Trematoda; Strigeidida; Schistosomatidae.
AUUUGAACCAUUUAGUGGGAAUUUUAAACAGACAAGGACAUAGUUAUGUUUCUGCCCACCGUAUAUUUUUGAAAUUGUUCAUCAUUCAUAAUUGUGUAAGUGAUGCAGAACCAGUCAGUAAAUCAAUCAAAUAAUCACCAAACAAAACGUAGCUCAUAUACAAAUUACGGUAAACAGCUUCAGAAUUCAGUGUCUGGCCAACAACCGCACCACCACCACCAACAACAACAGAUUUGGCCGUCGUCUUUGCCAACAGGUUGGAGACGUGAAGAAUGUAUGCGACCUAAUGGAUUAGGUACUGGGAAGUCAGAUGUUUAUUAUAUUAGGUAGUCUAUGUAUUACUAGCUAAUGUCAUUGAUUUCUCUUUCUCUCCCUCCCUCCUAUAUUAUUUGGCAGUCCUCAAAAUCAAGUUGUACGAAAUAAACAAGAAAUGCAAUUAAUUUUAGGUGAUAAAUAUGAUAUUGGUCUGUUUGAUUGGAGAAUGGGUAAAUUUGUGAUGAGCAACAACAACAGUAAUAAUAAUGCUAAUAAGUCGAAAAGACUGGAAGAGCCAACUGCAGACACAUCAUCAGCAUCGUCACCAACAGCUAAAGUUCCACGUUUAGAUAAUCAGUGUAGUUUACCAAUGAGAAGGUGUCCAUUCCCGAUAACAAAUGACGUUAAACCGGUUAUUGUACGUUCUCAUCCUGAGUGUAAACGAACUGAUGUAAAGAAUACCAGUCAAGAAACUCCUCAUCAGUUAUUUUGGGAAAAACGAUUAUCUGAUCAUGUGGCUAUUGAUCCGGAUACUGGUGAAUCUUUCAAACCCUUUUUUUUGCCUAAAGGAAUACAGAGUGCUGGAGUACCAGGUUAUCAACCUGCUCAGUUAGUUCAUAGUUUAAUUCAUGCGUUGUCAUCAUCAUCCUCUAAGAUUUCUCCAAUUAUUGGUCAAGAGCAACAACCUUCAGCUAUUGAGAAAAAUCCCUGUGUUGUUAUUAAUCAUUUACAACCAAUGAUUAAAACAUUUAUUGUAACCGAUGACGAUAUACGUCGACAAGAAGCUCGUGUCAAAGAACUACGGAAAAAACUGGAAAUUGCAAGAAAAAAAUUACAUCCGCGAUAUGAAACUGAACGAGAAGGAUGAACAUGCUUGUGUCUGUAUAUCAAUCGGCAAACAGUUGUUUCUUUUUUGUUAUUAUUAAUACCUCUCUUUAUUGCUACCCGAUUGUAUAAACGGUCAUAGUACUCUUAAUUUCAGUAUUGUUGCGUUUUUCUUGUCAGGGUUCAGUUUUCACUUUGAGCCUUUUGUACAAAAAAAAAUAAAUGUAUGUUCUGUGUGCAUAUGCAUAAAGAAAAUUCUCUAAUGCAACAUAGUUUUCCCAAUUGCUAUUCUUAUAUUAUCACUACUUCGGUCAACAGUAUGGUAGUUAAUUUAUAUUUUUCCGGUUAUAAAUUCGUCGUACCUAACUUCGAAUCACACUAGUGAUACCACCGAUUGUUUGCCUAAACUAAAAUAGCUAGAAUGUGAUUUAAACUAACAACUUGAUGGCUGAAAGUUGAACACCUUGACUAUUAAACCGCCCCUCCCUUUGC